Molecule: messenger RNA, 2641 nt
Organism: Telopea speciosissima
Lineage: Eukaryota; Viridiplantae; Streptophyta; Magnoliopsida; Proteales; Proteaceae
Exons: 3
Coding region: 155-2584 (809 amino acids)
Source: RefSeq, a predicted model, not a curated record
UUUUAAUUCUAAUUGUUUAUUCUCAGUUGUUUGACACAUUUUCUUUUCAAAGGUGUAUUAUGUUUAGCAAGUCAUUGAAGAAGGCCUUUCUGUUGCUGGAAAGAAAUACUAUAAAGAUCAGUGAGGAACCAAAAUCCACAUUAGUUCCUGAAACAUGAGCCAGGAGAACCAAGUUACUAAUUCUUCUCCUAUGGAAAAUGCCCCAGUGAAGCGGAAACGAGGCCGUCCUCGAAAGGAUGAAAAUCUGGUCUGUGGGAAGCCAGCUUCGACAUCUCCCCCUGUAAUUGAUAUAGUGAGGAGAAAGCGACGUCGUAGAGUAGAUGAAAUUAGUGAUGCCAUGGUGGGCCAGGCUGUUUCUGGUGUCCUUGAAGGAUCAUUCGAGGCUGGAUACAUGCUCACUGUCAAGGUUGGGGACACCAAUACUGUUUUGAGGGGUGUUGUGUUUGAACCAGGGUUAUCGGUUCCAAUUUCGGUUGCGAAUGAUGUGGCCCCACAUGUCAAGAUGUUCAAAAGAAAUGAGAUUUCCCUGCCAACCCAGGUGCGAGGUACUAACCUCCAAUCUGAGCAAAAUAAUGAAAGACUUGUCAAGGUUUCAGUGAAUGAGGGUGUUCUUGCGUCAAAGGUUUUCUCACCUGUCAAACUGGUCCCUAGAGCACCCCAAUUAUCGCCCUACCAGGUUCAGAUCAAUCCCAUGGCAUUCUCAAAGGGAGAAGUUAAUGAUGCUAACAAUGUCCCAAAAACUGCACCCCAUGCCUUGCAGCCAGAGGAGAGUAAAACCAAGUGCUCACCUAGUCUACCUGCCAAAGGACUGGCAGGUGAAGCAAGUGGUGAUGCCAAUCAUGCUGAUCAAGUUUCUUCACAACUGGCAGCAUCUCAGACUGAGAACAGGAUUCCUACUGAUGUUAUGCAAAAUGACAAGUCUGGUCUUCCCACAAGAGAAGCUGAAGCACUGCCAGUUGAUGUUGGCCAGGUGGUUCAAAUUUCUAUGCAAACAGCAGCACCACAGAUAGAGAAGAGAAAGUCAAUUGAUUUGUUUUCAAAUAACAAGUCUGAUCUUUCCACAACUGAACCUGAAGGAGUGCCAAGUGAUAUCAAUCAGAUGGUCCAUGUUCCUUCACAGGCAGCAGCAUCGCAGGUUGAGGCUUUGAAGUCAACCUAUGUAUUGCCUAAUGACAAGUUUGAUCUUCCCGCAAGAGAACCUGAAUGUCCGCUAAAUGAUGCCAGUCAGGUGGUUGAAGAUUCUUUGCAAGCAGCAGCACCUCAGAGAGAUAGUGGAAAGUCUGCCAAUGUGGUGCCUGAUGACAAGACUGAUCUUCCUACAGGAGAAGCUGAAGUACUGCCAGUUGAUGCUGGCAAGGUGGUUCAAAUUUCUAUGCAAACAGCAGCACCUCAGAUAGAGAAGAGAAAGUCAAUUGAUUUGUUUUCAAAUGACAAGUCUGAUCUUCCCACAAGUGAACCUGAAGGAGUGCCAAGUGAUAUCAAUGAGAUGGUCCAUGUUCCUUCACAGGCAGCAGCAUCGCAGGUUGAGGCUUUGAAGUCAAUCUAUGUAUUGCCUAAUGACAAGCACGAUCUUCCUGCAAGAGAACCUGAAGGUCCGCUAAAUGAUGCCAGUCAGGUGGUUGAGGAUUCUUUGCAAGCAGCAGCACCUCAGAGAGAGAGUGGAAAGUCUGCCAAUAUGGUAUCUGAUGACAAGACUGACUUGCUCACAAGAGAACUUGAUAGUUCCAACCAAGCCUCACUUAUCAAGCCAGAGCAAGUUGUACAGCCUGUGGUUAAGGGUGAACCAUCUGCAACCCAACCUUUACAGUUGGAGCAUGACAGGGUUGUUGCACCAGCUGAGAAGUUUCAAGAAAAUGAAUCUGCAGCUCUAAUCAAGCGGCCCCUGAAAAAUUCAAAUGCACCUGAAGAUUCAAAAUCCAUCCCUAGUACUGAACCUUCUGUUGAGAAACUGUCGGGCAGUGAAUCCAUUGACCAGGUAACUCAAGUUCAUUCACAUGUGAUGAUAUCUGAACUUCAGCCUGGCUGGCAUGCUGACAAUGCUUUGACUUCAGGGGGCUUUGAAGUUAAACUAAACUGCAUUCCUGUGUCAGAUCCACCCCAACCUGUAGCUACCCAACCAGAUAAUGAAGUGACCAACUUCUUGGAAAAGAAGGCUUCUCCAAAAGGUGAUACACCACAAGAUUUAACAUUUAAACUUUCUGAUGAGAUUCCAAGUAGAGUUGAGUUUUCACAGUUGGAUGGGAGGGCAAAGGCUGAUGUCUCUGAAGUGACCGAGGGACAUACAGAGUCUGAGUCGCAGAUCAGUCAAUCAGUAGAUGUGUUCCACAGAGGAAUUAGUGCCCAAAUUUCUUACUCUUCUAUGGCCAUGCAGAAUGAAGCUAUUCCCAGUGAACAACCCUCCCAAGAAUUGCAGAAAGGAACUACUCCAGCUGUGUCACUUGAUUUGGAACUGAAUGGGCACCAAAUCUCUACUUCCACCCUGCCCAUCCAGAAUGAAGAUAGUGUUGCAGAGGAUGCUGUUCCCAGUAUUCAAUCUCAGUAUGAUCCUGAAGAAUCAAAGGUUACCGGUAGUAUGAGUACCUGAGAAGGUGUUGAAGUAAAAAACAUGCUCUAACUGAAGAUAACUGCACUGAGCCUUGAA